This is a messenger RNA of Trifolium pratense (red clover), 1757 nucleotides long. Its product is annotated as GDP-mannose 3,5-epimerase 2-like. The transcript has 7 exons. The record is from RefSeq and is a predicted model, not a curated record. The coding region runs from base 312 to 1451 and encodes 379 amino acids. Lineage: Eukaryota; Viridiplantae; Streptophyta; Magnoliopsida; Fabales; Fabaceae. Gene Ontology annotation, molecular function: GDP-mannose 3,5-epimerase activity; NAD binding.
CAACGCAAUUGGGUUCCAAACAUGGAUAUAUAGUAUAGAUACUGUAAGUGUAAAGUGAGAAGUUUCCUGAGGGAGGAAUGAAAAUAUGAAAAUUUUGUCUGUGUGUGUAGAUAGUCAGAUUAUUACAUAGCUAGCUACCCAAUUAUAAGCUGCAAACAAAAUAUCAAACGGGUGGCCCUCCAUUCUCAUCAUCCUAUAUAUAGAACAACAUAUCACCAUUUUCCUUCCACAAUCCACCAAUCCCUUCUCUCCCUCCACACAUUAUCACUAAACUAUCUCUUUCGUUUCCCUCUCCUCACCCUCAAUUCAGAAUGGGAAGUACUGGGAAAACUAACUAUGGAGAAUACACCUAUGAGAAUCUUGAGAGAGAGCCUUAUUGGCCAUCAGAAAAACUUAAAAUUUCAAUCACUGGUGCCGGGGGUUUUAUUGCGUCUCACUUAGCGCGUCGCCUUAAGACCGAGGGACAUUACAUUAUUGCUUCUGAUUGGAAGAAGAAUGAGCACAUGACUGAGGAUAUGUUCUGUGAUGAAUUCCAUCUUGUUGAUCUUAGGGUCAUGGAUAACUGUUUAACAGUUACGAAAGGGGUUGACCAUGUUUUCAAUCUUGCCGCUGAUAUGGGUGGAAUGGGUUUUAUUCAGUCCAAUCAUUCUGUUAUUAUGUAUAAUAACACUAUGAUUAGUUUCAAUAUGAUUGAGGCUGCUAGGAUUAAUGGCAUUAAGAGGUUCUUUUAUGCCUCGAGUGCUUGUAUCUACCCUGAAUUUAAACAGUUGGAAACUACUAAUGUGAGCUUGAAGGAGUCUGAUGCAUGGCCUGCUGAGCCACAAGAUGCGUACGGGCUAGAGAAGCUUGCAACAGAGGAGAUAUGCAAGCACUAUAACAAAGAUUUUGGAAUUGAGUGCCGCAUUGGGAGGUUCCAUAACAUAUAUGGUCCUUUCGGGACAUGGAAAGGUGGAAGGGAAAAGGCUCCUGCUGCUUUUUGUCGUAAAGCAAUCACAUCCACAGACAAAUUCGAGAUGUGGGGAGAUGGUUUACAGACACGGUCAUUCACCUUCAUUGAUGAGUGUGUUGAAGGUGUGCUUAGACUGACUAAAUCCGACUUCCGUGAGCCGGUAAAUAUUGGAAGUGAUGAAAUGGUCAGCAUGAAUGAAAUGGCUGAGAUUGUUCUUGGUUUUGACAACAAGAAGACUCCUAUCCAUCACAUUCCAGGUCCAGAAGGUGUUCGUGGUCGUAACUCAGACAAUACACUUAUAAAAGAGAAACUUGGCUGGGCUCCAACAAUGAAGUUGAAGGAUGGUUUGAGGAUUACAUACAUCUGGAUUAAGGAGCAGCUUGAAAAGGAGAAUGCUCAAGGUAUUGAUACAUCAGGAUAUGGAUCAUCAAAAGUGGUGCAAACCCAAGCUCCAGUUCAAUUAGGCUCACUUCGGGCCGCAGACGGCAAAGAGAGUGGUUAAUUCAUGGCAGUAGCAGUCAAGUAAAUGUUUCAGGAAAAGGGUUGGCUUUAUAUUGCAGCUUAAUAGAGUUCUGUAUCAUGGUUAUUAGCUCUUUGCAGGUUAUUUAUGCAAAGAUCAGAAUCGUUGAUGUAUUUUAUUUAUAUCACCUUUUUUAAAGCACUUGUCGGCGCUUGAGGUGGUUUACUUGCACUAGAAGUUCUAAAUCAUUUGUUUUUAGUCUCAAUCUUUGAUUUAAUAAGCGCACAACUCUUUUCUUCAUUGUGAUUUGUGAAAUUCAAUGUAAUUGAUAUUCAUGUUGUUUCUUAA